UGUCUAUGGACAAAUGCAUCGAUAUGUCUGUCGCGUUUCCCGUGUUGCCCUUGACUCCAUCCUUAUAAUUACUGUUUUUAAAAAGUUUUCAUUUAUUCUGGAGAACAUUUAAUUACAUGGAAUUUAUUAAAUAACUACAAGUGCUUUUUAAUGUGAUUUGAGUGUGUUACGUUGUGGUGAAGAGUAAAAUUCGUGUAGCGUCACCUGACUGGACUCAUUGUCAUUUCCCGCCAUUGUGGCUUUGCUAAAACUAAUUUCGAUUUUUUCAUAACAAAUCUAAAAUAAUUUAGAUGUGGAAUUAAUAAUUUGUGUUGUUUCGUGCCUGAGUAAUGUCAUUACACGGUAAUGACGUUUGUUUACUAGAAAUAGAAGACUACAAUUUGUACGAAGAAGAAGCAUCUGAUCACGCUAAUUCAAGAAGCGACAAAUUGACAACAGGUAGCAAAACCAUGGAAGCGGAGAAGCGAAUUCGGCGCGAAAUCGCAAACAGCAAUGAAAGGAGGAGAAUGCAGAGUAUCAAUGCAGGUUUUCAAGCAUUGCGCACUUUGCUACCACGUCAUGAAGGCGAAAAACUUAGUAAAGCUGCCAUAUUACAACAGACUGCUGAAUACAUCUACUCACUAGAACAAGAAAAAACGAGACUAUUAUCUCAGAAUUGUCAACUGAAAAGGUUGCUGAAUCAACAUGAAGGGGGAGACAUACCUCUGAAGAAAAGAAAAAGUGAGAUCAUCACCCACGUUCCUUCCAUAAUACCAGAUUCAACUGACGAUACAGUAACAAACUCAAGAUCACCAGAACCUGUGCCAGUUAUAACAGUUUCAGGAGUUACUCAGAAGAAGGAGUCUGAAAGUGGAGAACUGCGAGUGCAGCUCGACAGAGAGAGACAAUUGCGCCGUCUACUCGAAGAUCGUCUCACCAGCAUGGAAACACAAAUCACUCACACUGUAGUCCAUUUUGAAGAAACAGAAGCAACUGACUGUAAAAUGGAGAAAGAACAAGAGGAAAAAGCACCUCCACCAGAACCUGAAAGACCUGUUGUUGCAGCACCAUUACUGGAAGCAGCUAUCAAGGCUGAGCCACGGGUGGAAGUAGAGGUGCUCCCUGAUGCUGCCCAUGAUGCUCCUUCACGUUUGUAUCUUCCUAGCACGAGCCGCCAGAACUUGGAGACCAUUGUGGAGGCCAUCAGACAUUUGGAGGGUGAUCAUUUGUUCAGAGAGGAGGGCACUGAUGCUCCUCUUGCGUUGACAAAAAAAAUUGAACGUGCACCGCCACAUCGACCAGGGGUCAUAGUAGUGAAGCAUUCGUGAUUGCAUUGAACUAGUCUUGUACUUUCAACUCGAUAAAUCGAUUCUAUUUGAAGAGACCUCACCCUCCUCGAAUAUUUUUUUUUUAGUUGUAUAAACGUCUUUUUCCAAAGUGACAAAUCUAUAAGUCUGUGUUUUGUUUAUAAUGCUUCGAAGUAAGUAGAGUGUGAGAUUAAUGUUUGAUGCAUGAAGUGACGUAAGUCGAUUGGCGCUGUGCUUAGUUUAGUCUCAAAUUAAUUAUGUUUUACAAUUAGUAUUGAUUUAAUCAGGCUUAUUACAUUUAUUGAUUGGACGACGAUUGACUGAUUUUGAUAAGAAUAGCUGAAAAUGUCUAGUGCCUAAUGCAACAUGCCGCGUGCCAAUAUAAUUUUGUGAAAAGUCAUUCACAUACAUUUAGUUUCUUCACUAGUUGCACGUUUAGUUUCUUUAGCUGUCUCAUGAUGGAUGUAUAUUGGAAUGUGAGUAGCAAUAAUGCUGAGGGCGUAAGCCUUAAGGAGUUGUUGGAAGUGGAACAGCAAUAAUUAAGGGUUACUUAUUUCAAAAAUAUAAUUAUGUAAAGAUAGAUAAUAUGCUUUGUGGGCAUGCGGCUUUUAUACAGGGUGUUACUUGGCAAGGUAAGGUGAACAAAUUUGAAUUCUUCAGAACAUGGAUAGAAUAAAAUACUUAUCAGUAAUAAAAAUGAGAAUAGUGACAUAUAUCUUUAUUAAUAAUUUUAUGAAUUAAUUUGGGAAUUAGUAUUCCAAUUCAAGUUGUAUUAAAUUUUGCAAGUCAAGUUGAAAAGUCGAAUUUUUUCAACUUCCAUUGAUUAUGCUUGCUAGUAAAAUAACACCCUGUAUAAAUAUAAUUUCUUUAUACUUUGAUUUAUGCCAACUGUAGACAGGAUGUGUCUGACGAAUACUAAUCUUAAUAGUUAAUGCCCUGCUAGCAUAUUUACACUUUUAGUGUAAAAAAUUAAGACACCUUAUAGUAGAAAAUAUUUAUUUUAACAUUUAUAACUCAUACAAAAUGUAAAUCUACAAUGAAAUAACUAAUAUUAUAUUUUAAUCCAGUGUAGUGUUAGAAAAAAAUCCAGUGACUUCAUAUUUGAUAUUGGUAACUUAUUGUUGCUGGCAAACCUUAAUUUGUGUAAUGCAUUCCAAACUAUUCUGUGCCCUUUAUAUGUAUGGUGUAAAGGAAUAAUUGAAUAUCAUUACUAAGCUCUGAUAGAUAAAGGAUUGGAAAUGUGAUGGAAAAAUUAAAAAAGUAUAAAUAAGUUAUUAUAAUAAUUAACAAGCAAUCUUUUUCCCAUAAAUACAUAAUUAUAUCAAAUCAUUGUACAGUAUAAUGUAUUGCUCUGUGAGUGGGGGAUUGAAGUAUUUUAUCACUACAUUUUGUCUAUAGAUAAUUUUCCCUUGUGCAACAUGUGCAUAUUUAUUUGAAUGGAUGAAGAAUACCCCUCCGCCUGCUCAUCUCUCAUUCCCUUCUGUCGUCAUACCGUUGCAACCAACAAUAUUUUAUUCUAUAGAUAUGUUACAAAAUGUGAUCCGUAUUUAGUACUCCUACUCCACUGAGCAUACACAUGCACAAUUUUGUGUUUACUUACAUUAUUUAUUAUAAGUAUAUAGUUUUUACACUUCCUGAAAAUACAACUCAAAAUUGUAGACAAUAUUUAGAUAUUAUUUGUUUAAAUAACUUUCGUUGUUUAAUAAGCAACUAAAUGAAAUUAAGACAAUUAUGCACAUAUGUCAGCUCUAGUGUUCUAUCUCUAAUAUAAAAUAUUAUUGGUUGCAACACUGUACCACGCAGGCGAUGACCGAGAUUUGUGAUUUGCAUACACUGAGAUAGUUUGAACGUAAAUAUCAAGGAUUUAUACACUAAGAAAAUCGAAUGAUAUAUGCCAGAUAAGGUAAAUAAAACAUUUUUUUGCAUUAAACAUCCUAUAUGGGUGUUUACCAUGACCUGACUGAAAAUUUUACUAUGAAAUAUGUUAUAAAAUCAAUAAUACAAUUUUGUAAUCACUAUUUCAAAUUUCAUUAUUUGUAGGAUAAUUGUGUAAAAAUUAACAAAUCACAUUGCUACUCAAUGUUAUCGGAAUCUCGUAUAUGAGAUGAGACUAUCAAGUUGCAUCAUAUGCGUAAUGUAUUUACUGUGAACAGCUUUAUAGGCAGGCCUAUGCUGUUUCCAGAUCUUCAGUGUGAAGAUUGGACUGGUAUUGAAGUAUCAAGUGUAGUCCUCGGACCAAUUGCCUUUUAUUGAACUUUUAUCUUAUUCAAAUUCACUAACAAAAUAGUUUUUUUGAGGGGGACACAUCAAUCUCAUAUUAAAAAGUGGAUGCACAAUCAUCAACCAAAAAAUGUCUCUACUCAAUGAGUGCCAAACACAACUUCUUGGCACUCAAUUCAAGUAGACGCAUUUGCAAAUUCAACCUUAAAUUCAAUUCUUAAGAUUGAAUUUCCUUUGAAUUUGGGAUUUUAUUGAAUAUUGGACUAUAUUUAAAGGCCUUUAGGUAUAAUUUUCUUUACCAAUAAUUCUAAAACUGCCAAAGUAAAUUGGCCAGUUUUUAUGUGACAUUUUCUACAUUAUGCGUCAUUUUAUUAUAAGAGGUCAAUGGGGGGACAAGGUAAAAUCACACAUCGAAAAUAUUUGACGCCCAUUAAAUAUAUUGUGCUCUUACACUACACACAACUAUAAAUUUUAAAUCAUAAUACACACGUGUAAUUUUAAGAGAUGAACAUGUUAGAUCAUAAUCAUACAGUUUUGACAGAGGGGUAACCUCUAGCGAGGCAGGUCCUGUAUAAGGUAAUUGGUCUGAGAGUGUAGCCUAAUGUAAUGCUAAUGAAUCAUCAAUACAUCUUAGAUUGGUGUGUAAAGUGUUUUUAUAGUUUAACUUUACUAGGUGUAGAUAACUUCAGUUUAAACUUGUGUAUAAAGUGGUUUUAACGUUUGCUUCAUUGUGCUGACCCAUUUUUUUUUUUUGUUGAAAACGUUUAACCAGCAGUGCUUUUUUUUUGUUAAUAUCUUCUUAAGUUUUAAUGUAUUUUAAGUUAGACUCAGUAACAGAGUGAUGUACAAUGUAUUGUAUAAAAUAGUGCCGUGGCCCUGCUUAAAGGGUCAUAUGAAUUUAUUAAGACUGAUCAUUAAUUCAUUGUUAAGUUACGCUAGUUCGAGCCACAAUAUUGGUUGUAUUUGUGUGUAUGUGUGGGUUUUUCAUUAUGUAGUUAUUUAUAUGUGUGUAUGAUAUUGUGAUAUUGAUGUAUAUUAGACAAUUAACUGACAGUUUUACGUGAGAUUCGUUAUGUAAUAUCAACUAGCAAUAACUGAGUCAAUCUUGAUAUAAAACAAUUUAAGAUUAAAAUUUAAAUUAUAAUGUAGAAUCUCCCUAACUCUGUUAGUUUGUAUGACAUAAGCUUAUCGUUUGUGACUGUUGUUGUAUGUAAUUUAUUUUUGCAUUUGUGUUUCUAACCUUAUACUAGGAACUGCAACAAUUGAUAAUAAUAAUAUUUAAUUGCAGAGUUCAUUUCUUUGAAUAGUAAUAAUUGUAAUAAUGAUUGGGACUGUCAAAGGACGAGUUAUAUCGGACUACAGACAGCAGCUACAGGUGACAAUACUGGUUUCUAUGUAUUUGAAUGAAAUAUCUUCCAAACAUUGUGUUGCUAGCCACAAGGUAUUUUAAAGAAACCAGUAGUGUCGCCUGUUCUAACUGUCUGUAAUCUGCUUCGACUCUUUGCCUUUUUUUUUAUAAUGCUGGACAUGGUUAUUUGUAUUUUUUUUUUUUGUUAAAAACAAAUGAUGUUUUCAGUGUGUUAUUUAUUUAUAAACGAGCAAUAGCUUGUAAUAUUUAUGUGUACUUGACAUUUUAUGAAAUUCAAUAUUAUGACUAAUUUGACAACAUACAUUUUUAUAAUUUUUUUCAUUCACUCUGAAGUGAAGAGUAUGAAAUAGAUUUUAUUUUAGUGAAACAUUGUGACAGUAAUGAACUCUGCUAUUGAAUGCCGACGACGUAUGGAACUGACUCCACACUCUGUUUCUGAGUCCGUAGUUAUAAGGAGUUGUCUGCGUCCCGCCUUUUUAUAUUGUCAGUAUAGGAUAAUACAAUGUAACAUAAACGGACUUGGUUAUACUAUUAGUGUAGUCAAAGUAUCUAGUUGAUAAGAGAUUUUAAGUCAAAGAAAGCAAGUUAAAUUGUUUAAAAUGUGUUAUUAUUUAUGUCUUAAAGUAUUAAAAUGGUUAUUUCUUAUUAAUUAGUUUGUAAAUGAUAAUCACCAGUAUAUUAAAAUACAGCUUUCUUUCACAUGUCUUUAAAACCAAUAAAGCAGCGUUUUAUUGUGUAAGAGUGAGUUAUUGAAAAACCAUAAUACAUAUAUACCUGUCUAGUAUAAUGGUAAUACUUGAAAAAUUAUGGUAAUAUCAGAAUCUGUUUGAUUUAGCAAUAAUGUUUUAUUGGAUUUAUAGUCAAAUGAUAAUGAUAAAAUAACUUACUACCAUUUUCUACACUCUAUCUCAUAUUUUGUUUUAUGUUAGCAUUGUAUGAUAUAAUCACAAAAAUAUUAAUCAACAAUCAUACAAUUUGCUCUGCAUUUUUAUAUUAGUUUUUUUUUUAAAGUAUAAUUAUUUUAAGAAGCUCAAAUUCAGUUUGACGAGUCUUCGCACUUAGAGAUGGGGUGAAUAUACAAUUUUAGUGUACAGUAUAUAAUCGAAAAACCACCUUGCUUUUUUACCAUAAAUAAACUUUGUAAGUAGAUAAUAGGCGAAUCGUAAACGAUAUCUUCACCUCAUUCCUAACAGACUCAAGUUCCUAUACAUUAUAGAUAGUUAUGGUAAAAAUAUUUUUUACAGCUCGUAAUUAGGAUAAUAAUGAUAAAGUGUAGAAAACGAUGUUUCCUUUUUUAUAUAAAGUUGGUAAAUAUUUCCUCUGAUUUUAAUUGUACCACAUUUGAACUACAUUUAUGAAUAUUUAUAAAAUAUUGAUA
This is a messenger RNA of Bicyclus anynana (squinting bush brown), 6253 nucleotides long. It is a transcript of the gene crp, whose product is annotated as transcription factor AP-4. NCBI's taxonomy places the organism in Eukaryota, Metazoa, Arthropoda, Insecta, Lepidoptera, Nymphalidae. The record is from RefSeq and is a predicted model, not a curated record. Gene Ontology annotation, cellular component: nucleus. Bases 330 to 1307 code for a protein of 325 amino acids. Gene Ontology annotation, molecular function: RNA polymerase II cis-regulatory region sequence-specific DNA binding; DNA-binding transcription factor activity, RNA polymerase II-specific; protein dimerization activity. The transcript has 3 exons. Gene Ontology annotation, biological process: regulation of transcription by RNA polymerase II.